Momordica charantia (bitter melon) is the source of this 2467-nucleotide messenger RNA. RefSeq names its product Protein phosphatase 2C family protein. Gene Ontology annotation, biological process: protein dephosphorylation. Lineage: Eukaryota; Viridiplantae; Streptophyta; Magnoliopsida; Cucurbitales; Cucurbitaceae. The record is from RefSeq and is a predicted model, not a curated record. Gene Ontology annotation, molecular function: protein serine/threonine phosphatase activity.
UGUUCGUGGCCAUCCAUCCAAAUGCCUCCCCCCUUGCCUUUAACGUACCCCUCAUACAGAUUCUCCCACUUCUCUCUCCUCUCCCAGAUUUUUUUUCUCUCACUCACUCAUUACUUCUCUCUCUCUCUCUCUCUCUCUCUGUAUGUGUAGUUCUACGUUCACUUCUUCUUCUUGCUCUUCUUCUCGCUUUCGCUUUUGAGGAUCGCCGUUCGCUCCAAUUCCGUCUGCUCCUCAGUUAUUUAGUAUGCUGCAAGCAAAACCCGAGGGAGAGCUUGAAGUUAGCUUUGGUUAUCAAUGCAAUGGUAUCAUAAACGGCAUUCAUGAGGUUUCUGACAAGAUCGAGAUCCAGCCGCCCGGACUUCGAAGGGUCAGCAGUUUCUCUUGCUUAUCUGGGGCUGCCUUGAGUGCAAAUGCCACCCUAGCAAACACAAAUAUAUGCAAUGGGUUGAUAGGAAUAGAAAUACUGCCGACCUGGGACUCUCCUAACUCCUUCCGCAGGGUUCCCUCAUCACCUACUCUUUCAAGGUUGGAUAUAUUGUCAUCGUCUCUGCAGAGUAGCCUGUCAAACUUAAGUUGCAGUCCAACGACCCCAACAUCCGAAUAUGAUUCAUAUUUGUUGAAAUCCAUGAGUGCUCCUUCUGGAAGCGAAGGUUUUCUUAAUGUUAAGGAACUGCAAGUGGCAGGUGGAGCUGCUGGUGAAGACAGGGUCCAAGCUGUUUGUUCUGAAGAAAAUGGAUGGCUAUUUUGUGCAAUUUAUGAUGGUUUUAAUGGAAGAGAUGCCGCUGAUUUUCUUGCUGGCACAUUGUAUGAAACCAUCGUAUUUUAUUUUAACCUACUAGACUGGGGGAAUGAAACCGCCUACGACGGUUUGGACACAGAUAAUUCACAUCUUCUUGAUGAUAGUAGUAUUACUCAUGGAAGAUUUUCUCCUUUAAAGAACAAUAGUAAAAUUGCUUCUGAUAUCAAUAAUAUCUUCGAGAACCUUUCACAUGCCGAAGCAGGAAUGUCAACUAAUCAUCUAAGGCAUGGGGUGCUCGAUAGCCUCCAGCGUGCUCUUAGUCAAGCAGAGAAUGAUUUUCUGCACAUGGUUGAACAGGAAAUGGAGGAUCGUCCUGAUUUAGUUUCUGUCGGAUCUUGUGUUUUAGUGGUGCUUCUUCAUGGAAUGGAUUUGUAUACGCUAAAUUUAGGUGACAGUAGAGCAGUACUAGCUACCCUUGAUGAAGGUGCUAUGAAAGGGAAUGGAGGACUGAAAGCUGUCCAACUAACCGAGAGUCACACUGUGGAUAAUGAACUUGAGAGAGCACAGUUACAACAUGUUCAUCCUGAUGAUCCUGCAACCAUCGUUGGUGGCAAAGUCAAAGGAAAACUGAAGGUGACUCGUGCUUUUGGAGUUGGCUACUUGAAGACGAAAAAGUUUAAUGAUGCUUUGAUGGGUAUUCUUCAAGUUCGUAACCUAAUUAGCCCUCCCUAUAUUUCCACUCAACCGGCAUUGUCUGUCCAUAGGAUAUCAAAAUCAGAUUGCUUUGUUAUAGUUGGCAGUGAUGGUUUAUUUGACUUUUUUGGCAAUGACGAGGCAGUGAACCUUGUCCAUUCAUAUAUCCUGAGCAACCCAACUGGUGAUCCUGCAAAAUUUUUGCUGGAGCAGCUCUUAUUGAAAGCAGCUGAUUGCGCAGGUUUUAGCAAGGAAGAAUUAAUUACCAUUCCUGCCGGCAGGAGAAGAAAAUAUCAUGAUGAUGUAACUGUUAUUGUAAUCAUCCUUGGAACAAACCAGCGCACCACAAGAGCAUCUACCAGCAUGUAGACGUGCGGCCAUCUCCUCGAGAGUAAAGGCAAGUAGUUAAGGUGACAACACUCCAUCCAGAUAGCCCCAGGAAAUAACUUUGUGUGCAAAUUGGCAAAAAUAAUGGAAUGAAAAAUGAGGUGAUGUGAAGAGUAAGAGCUGUCCCAUUUUCCCACGCCAUGUGAGAUUUCCACGCAACAUAAUUUUUGACAGAGAAAGGAAAGGUAAAAGGACAACACAAUUAACUAUGUAGAUGAAAACCUCUCUCUAUCUCUCUCUGUGCUGUAGCAGUUCCAAGUCUUGUUGACAUUAAGGUGGUAGUUGGUCUUCUGUAUGACACCAUAUUUACUUCUUCUUUCUCUCACAAAAACUGCUGAUCGUCACUUUGUCAGCAAACUUCCCUUCCCUUUCAGUCUCAGCUCCCCCUACUUCUUCCUAUAGAAUAUUUGCAGAGGUACAAAACUUGAUCCUGAUGAUUCAGGAAGAAGCUCCUUUUGAAUUCAUGGGUGGUCCAAUAAUAUAUAAAUAAGUGUAUUUUUUAGUUUUGUAUAUUUACUAUGUGAUUCACCUAUCUAUAUGUUAUUGGACCACAUAGAAAUUUAAGAGGAGCUUCCUCCUGAAUCUUCAAGAGGGAAGUUUUUUCCCCUGUGGAUAUAUGUUUAGUCUUACAAAGCCCCUAUAACUGAC